This is a messenger RNA of Penicillium concentricum, 1041 nucleotides long. RefSeq lists its product as uncharacterized. Gene Ontology annotation, biological process: proteolysis. Bases 1 to 1041 code for a protein of 346 amino acids. Gene Ontology annotation, molecular function: metalloendopeptidase activity. The transcript has 2 exons. The record is from RefSeq and is a predicted model, not a curated record. NCBI's taxonomy places the organism in Eukaryota, Fungi, Ascomycota, Eurotiomycetes, Eurotiales, Aspergillaceae.
AUGAAGAAGCCGACCUUAUCUUUUACUAUUCUAGCCUUGCUUGCUUUGGUUGUGACACCGGCUGUUGGACGCAAGUAUACCAUGUAUCUAAAUUUCACUAUCACCGCGGGGAUUGAGACCUACAACCAAACCAUCAACUUUGUCCUAGCAACCAACGAUGAUCUCGUAUCGCCAGACGUGCAAAUCCGAUAUCCCGAUGUCCACCAACACGCUAUUGAUGCAGGCGCACUGCCAGAAAUUCAAGUUCGGUUUUCAAAAGGGUCAGUCUGGAUGCAGGAAACUCUUAGAGAGAGUCGGGAAGAUGUCGGAUGGGCAAGACUUGCCGUGAUGCAAGACGGAGAGAGCCUGCUUUUUGAUGGAGCAUUCACAAUAAUGGGUUCACAGUAUGCCAUUGAGCUCAAGACCCUCGACGAUGGGUCUACUGAGAUAAUAGCCCACGAACACGAAUCCACAUUCUCGGCAGGCAGAUCGUCACUCCCCUCGCUUUGCGCAACUGCCCCCGAAACACACUUGGAUAAGCGACAGAUUUGGAAUCCUUGGGGGGACAAUAAUCUCACAUCAACCAUCGGCAGUACGUCAGGCUGUCCAAACACGAGAGAGAUUGCGUACAUUGGUAUAAUGACGGAUUGCACCUAUACUGCAAGCUUCAACUCCUCUGACUCUGCCCAUCGAUACAUCCUGAAUAUGGUCAACACUGCAUCUGUAGUCUUCGAAAACAGUUUCAACAUAUCUCUUGCGGUACAGAAUCUGACCAUUAGUGACGCUGACUGCCCGAGCAGUACCUCAGACACGACUGUGUGGAAUGUCCCAUGCUCUCAGGGAGAUCUCAACACGCGACUUCAGACCUUUUCAACGUGGCGAAGCUCAUUAAAUGACAAUAAUGCAUAUUGGACCUUGUUGACUGGGUGUUCGGUUUCUGCUGGGGAGAUUGGGGUAUCAUGGAUUGGAGCACUAUGCAACACGGGCUCUGGCUCUAGCAAUGGUGGAGCCAGUGCCAAUGUUGUCGCACGAACACAGGAUGAGUGGCAGGUCUUUGCGUAA